AUGCGAGAACUCUUUGGCCCCGUAGACGACAAUUUCAAUAAGGAAAUAAAAGCUGUCAGUUUCACCUCCUUACCUUCUUCCUUUACCUGCAGUGAGGUUGAUUCCAAUAGCCAAACGACUUUACCUGCACAGGACGAGACAGUUAAAUUAUUUCGACACACUUUUUAUCUAGGAGUUGGAGGACGUUUCUACCUUGUGCAAGCAGUCCUUGGUACAACUGUGAUUCCUUCAUGUAUGCCAGGAGAAUCUGAAGAUAACUGCACAGCUCUAGUUCAGACAGAAGAUAAUCCACGUGUGGCUCAAGUGUCAAUAACGAAGUGCAGCCCUGACAGAGAUGGUUAUUGUUUACAUGGACAUUGCAUCUACCUGGUGGACAUGAGUGAAAAUCAUUGCAGGUGUGAAGUAGGUUUCACUGGUGUCCGAUGUGAACACUUCAUUUUAAGUGUCAAGCAACCCUUGAGCAAAGAAUAUGUGGCAUUGACUGUGAUUCUUGUUAUCUUGUUUCUUGUUGUAAUUGCUGGCUCCAUAUACUACUUCUGCAGAUGGUACAAACACGGGCACAGCAAAGAAUCAAAGAAAGAAUACGAAAGGGUGACCUCAGGGGAUGUGAUGUUGCCACAAGUCUGA
Molecule: messenger RNA, 627 nt
Organism: Sorex araneus (European shrew)
Lineage: Eukaryota; Metazoa; Chordata; Mammalia; Eulipotyphla; Soricidae
Gene: EREG
Product: epiregulin
Exons: 5
Coding region: 1-627 (208 amino acids)
Biological process (GO): positive regulation of cell population proliferation; positive regulation of mitotic nuclear division; epidermal growth factor receptor signaling pathway
Source: RefSeq, a predicted model, not a curated record